CGGUGCUGGGCAAUGCGCUGGUCAUGCUCGCCUUCGUGGCCGACUCGAGCCUCCGCACCCAGAACAACUUCUUCCUGCUCAACCUCGCCAUCUCCGACUUCCUCGUGGGUGCCUUCUGCAUCCCGCUGUAUGUGCCCUAUGUGCUGACCGGCCGCUGGACCUUCGGCCGAGGCCUCUGCAAGCUGUGGCUGGUGGUGGACUACCUGCUGUGCACGUCCUCAGUGUUCAACAUCGUGCUCAUCAGCUAUGACCGCUUCCUGUCAGUCACCCGCGCUGUCUCAUACCGGGCCCAGCAGGGCGACACGCGGAGGGCAGUGCGCAAGAUGCUGCUGGUGUGGGUGCUGGCCUUUCUGCUGUAUGGGCCGGCCAUCCUGAGCUGGGAGUACUUGUCCGGGGGCAGCUCCAUCCCCGAGGGUCACUGCUAUGCUGAGUUCUUCUACAACUGGUACUUCCUCAUCACGGCCUCCACACUGGAGUUUUUCACACCCUUUCUUAGUGUCACCUUCUUCAAUCUCAGCAUCUACCUGAACAUCCAGAGACGCACGCGCCUGCGGCUAGACGGGGUCCGCGACACUGGCCCCGAGCAUCCACCAGAGGCCCAACCCUCGCCAACACCACCUCCGCCACCGCCGCCACCUGGCUGUUGGGGCUGCUGGCGGAGGGGCCAUGGGGAGGCCAUGCCUCUGCACAGGGACAAGAAGGUGGCCAAGUCACUGGCCGUCAUCGUGAGCAUCUUCGGGCUCUGCUGGGCCCCAUACACGCUGCUGAUGAUCAUCCGGGCCGCCUGCCAUGGCCACUGCGUGCCUGACUACUGGUACGAGACGUCCUUCUGGCUGUUGUGGGCCAACUCGGCUGUCAACCCCAUCCUCUAUCCACUGUGCCACCACAGCUUCCGACGGGCCUUCACCAAGCUGCUCUGCCCCCAGCGGCUCAAGAUCCAACCCCACAGCUCCCUGGAGCAGUGCUGGAAGUGAGCACCACAGCCAUGUCCUACCCAGCUUGUCCUGCAGGUGGGCCUGCCUUGUCUGUGGCCCUCCCCAAUUGCCAGGCCGGCCUCUCUCAGACCAUCUGCCCUGCCAUGAAGAAGGCUUGCUUGCCUGGAGGGGCCCUUGCUGGCUGGCCUGGAGCUGGGUGGCUGGCCCUGCCCCUGCAUCCUGGCUCCACCCAGUUCGGAUAAUCCGGGGUCCUGGCUGUGCUGUCCACUGUCCUGGACAGUGCAGCAACUGGUGGUGUCUGCUGUUUGCAGUCAGUGGUUGAUGUUUCUCCAUAGCAGACACUCAGUGUGUGCUCUGGCUCCUGACCCAGUCACUGCUUCUGCUCGUGCACACAGCCGCACACAUCUGCACACAUCUGUGCACACCUGCACACAGUCACACACAGCUAGUUGCUGCACACACCCACACAACCUGUACAUGGCUUCACACAGCUGCAAAUACCUGCACACCUUCCUAUACAUACCUACACACAGCCACACACAGCUGUGAACACCCACACACCUUCCUAUAUACAGCUGCACAUAUCUGCUCACACCUGCACACAGCUGUAUACACCUGUGCACACUCGCACACAGCUGCACACAC
Carlito syrichta (Philippine tarsier) is the source of this 1580-nucleotide messenger RNA. RefSeq names its product histamine receptor H3 (gene HRH3). Lineage: Eukaryota; Metazoa; Chordata; Mammalia; Primates; Tarsiidae. Gene Ontology annotation, molecular function: histamine receptor activity. Bases 24 to 974 code for a protein of 316 amino acids. The record is from RefSeq and is a predicted model, not a curated record. The transcript has 4 exons. Gene Ontology annotation, biological process: adenylate cyclase-activating adrenergic receptor signaling pathway. Gene Ontology annotation, cellular component: membrane.